CCGUGGGUCCCGAGCCGCGCUCCGACCGGCCCGCCUUCAGCCUGUCCAUGGCGCUGCAGAUGCAGGCGGAUGGCGACAAGGAGCGCUGGAGCAAGGUGCCGCCUCUGCAGAAGAAUUUCUACAAGGAGGACCCGGCCGUGGCGGCUAUGCCGGACGACGAGGUGGCGCGGGGUCCGGUACGACGCCGACACCGCGCAUCGCGCGACGCCUGUGCCGCGUCACCGUCGCCGCUCUCGCCGCGCAGCGCCGAGAUGAACGACGUGCACGUGAGCUGCGACGAGAAGGACGCGCCGCUGCCGAACCCGGUGACGACGUUCGAGCAGGCGUUCGCCGCCUACCCGGAGAUCCUGGACGAGCGUCAAGGGGGCUUCGAGAAGCCGACACCGAUCCAGGCCCAGGGCUGGCCCGUGCUGCUCUCCGGUCAGGACAUGAUCGGCAUCGCGCAGACCGGCUCAGGGAAGACGCUGGCGUUCCUGCUGGCGCUGAUCCACACAGAUCUGCAGCCGAUCCCGCGCGAGGAGCGCGGCGGCCCCAACGUGCUGGUGCUGGCGCCCACCCGCGAGCUGGCCCUUCAGACCGAGAAGGAGGUACAACUACAGGGGAUCCGGAGUGUUUGUGUGUACGGCGGCGGCGACCGACGCACGCAGGUCAAGGCCGUCUGCUCCGGGGUCGAGAUCAUCAUCGCCACGCCGGGCCGACUCAACGACCUGGUUCAGGCUGGGUUCAUUGACGUGACGUCAGUGACGUACCUGGUGCUGGACGAGGCGGACCGCAUGCUGGACAUGGGCUUCGAGCCGGAGAUCCGCAAGGUGCUGCUGGACAUCCGGCCCGACCGGCAGACCGUCAUGACCAGCGCCACCUGGCCAGUGGACGUGCGCCGCAUCGCCGACAAGUACAUGCAGACGCCCAUCCACGUGGUGGUCGGCACGCUGGACCUGCCAGGCCUGCCGCACACCCGUCGAACAGAUCAUCGUCUCUGCCGCGACGAGGAGGAGAAGAAGGAAAAGUUGGACGAGUACCUGUACAACAUGGGACCCGAUGAGAAGAUUAUCGUCUUCUUUCGGCCGGAAGGAGGAGCGCGAGAUCGCCAUCGAGGAACAUGCAGUCGGGCUCCGUGCCGCGUGCUGUUCGCCACCGACGUGGCGUCGCGUGGCAUCGACAUCGCCGACGUCACGCUGAUCGUCAACUUCGACUUCCCGCGCCACAUCGAGGACUACGUGCACCGGGUGGGCCGGACGGGCCGGGCCGGCAAGACCGGUCGGGCCGUGACGUUCAUGGUGCGCGAGGACUGGCGGCACGCGGCCGAACUCAUCGAGAUACUGCAGAAGAACCAGGCGGAGGUGCCCGACUGGUUGGUCGAGAUGUCCGAGCGGUUCAGCCGGAUGAAGGAGCGGCGCGCGGCCGAGGGCGGCGACGGCGAGCGGCGGGGACGCGGCGGCCGCGGCCGGCCCGGCGGCGAACACAGCGCGCAAGACCUCGAGCUGAGCUCCGACGGGUCCGGCACCCACACCAGUCGCUCCGGCGGCCAGCGCUACUUCGUGGCGUACCCGGACGCCGCGUCGGCGCCCGAAGUGGCGGAGCGCGAGCGGCAACG
Molecule: messenger RNA, 1594 nt
Organism: Pollicipes pollicipes
Lineage: Eukaryota; Metazoa; Arthropoda; Thecostraca; Pollicipedomorpha; Pollicipedidae
Product: putative ATP-dependent RNA helicase DDX43
Molecular function (GO): nucleic acid binding; RNA helicase activity; ATP binding
Source: RefSeq, a predicted model, not a curated record